Branchiostoma floridae (Florida lancelet) is the source of this 2858-nucleotide messenger RNA. Its product is annotated as SEC14-like protein 2. Bases 363 to 1730 code for a protein of 455 amino acids. Gene Ontology annotation, cellular component: cytoplasm. Lineage: Eukaryota; Metazoa; Chordata; Leptocardii; Amphioxiformes; Branchiostomatidae. The record is from RefSeq and is a predicted model, not a curated record. The transcript is spliced from 13 exons.
AAUAUAUGUAAAAGACAAUAACGUUUGGCAAGCCUAAUUUACAAAUCUAACUGCGAUGUAUUAAGAUAUUUGGACUCCCCGCUUUCACGACAUAUUUUUGCCGCAAAACGUCAACUGCGAGUCUUAUGAAACACGGAAGUAGGCGUGUCACCAUGGAUACACGUAUCUAUUGCUAUCUCUAGAUCAAUGAUGCCGUAAUAGCUAUCAAUGUAGUCAAUUAUGGGUGAUACGUAUGCGAUUCAAACGUGAUGUCAAGCAACUCCCACGAAUCUUAGGGCUAUAGACAACAGAAGAGUGGGCUGUUUUAGACUGAGACGAGUUCUCAGGCUAAGACGAAGUCAAGUAGCAGGAUAGGAAACAAGAUGAGCGGACGUGUUGGAAAUCUCAGCCCUCAACAACAGGAGGCCUUGGACAAGUUCAGGAUCAACAUCAAAGAUGUUCUACAGCCACAUAUGGAUGACAUCUUCCUCCUAAAAUGGCUCCGAGCCAGGAGUUUCAAUCUUGCCAAGGCAGAAGAAAUGCUGCGACUAAAUCAGGAGUUCAGGAAAAAACUGAAUGUUGACAACUUGAAGAAGGAGUUUAAAGUGCCAGAGGUGCUGUCUAAGUACUUUACUGGAGGCCUGUUCUCCUGGGACAAGGAAGGCUGUCCUGUGUUCUAUGAUCCUUUUGGUCUGUUGGACGUCAAGGGCAUGCUUCAGUCUGUGCAGUGCUCUGACAUCAUCAAGUUCAAGCUGCUGAUUCUGGAGGAGAUCUGGGAAGAGUUCAGGGCUCAAUCUGAGAAGCUGGGUCGCCCAGUGGAGGGUCUCACACUGGUGAUAGACUUGGACCAGUUUGGUAUGAGACACAUGUCCAAACAAGCUAUUGAUAUUGACAUACAGAUAUUGAAGAUUUUUGAGGCAAAUUAUCCUGAAACUCUGAAGGCUGCUAUGAUAAUUCGAGCACCAAGGCUGUUCCCUGUCCUGUACUCUCUGGUGAGGCCCUUCCUGAGUGAAGACACAAAGAGCAAGCUCUAUGUCUGUGGAAAUGACUGGAAGGAGUUGUUACUGCAGAAGAUCGAUGCUCACUACCUGCCUGCAUACUGGGGCGGGACAGCGACAGAUGCUGAUGGGGACCCCAAGUGUAGGUCAAAGAUAUGCUUUGGAGGCUCCAUCCCAAAGUCCUACUAUUCUACAUCUGAUGAGACAUCUGUGACUGGGAACCUGACGACAGUUACUGUACAGAGCGGUUCCUGCCUUACCCUGGAGUACGAUGUCUUAGUGCCCAACUGUAUUAUAAGGUGGCAGUUCAAGUCCGACCACCAUGAUAUCAAGUUUGGUGUGUACAUGAGGAAGAGGACCAAGAACAGUGGGAAGCAGGGUGAGGGGCUAAAGGAAGUGGUGCCUUCUGAAAAACACAACAGUCAUAAGGUGUUAGCAGAGGGGGAAGUGCUGUGCACAGAAGCAGGCUUAUAUGUGGUGAAGUUUGACAACUCGUACAGUUGGAUGACCAGUAAGAAACUCCGCUACAACAUCGAGCUCAUCAUUCCCAGCAAGGAGACAUUCCAGGAGGUCAGAGGUGCUGCUAAAGAGUUCAACACCGACCAAUCACAGGACAAGGAAAGGUCACAGGAGUCAUUCCAGGAGGUCAAAGGUGCUGCUAAAGAGUUCAACACUGACCAAUCACAGGAGACAUUCCAGGAGGUCAAAGGUGCUGCUAAAGAGUUCAACACUGACCAAUCACAAGACAAGUAAAGGUCACAGGUCAAAGAUAGAAUAAAAUCUCAUUUUUAAUCAUAGUAGUGACAGAGAUGGUAGCAUGAAAGGGUAGUUGCCGUAUCAGUACUUUGAUUUUUAAAAUUAUGGAGCUGAGAGUAACGUUAAACUUAUAUAUAUUAUGUUUAUGUAUAUUAUAUAUAUAUGCCAGUAUAUGUAUUUUGAAAACUUAAUGAGAUUCUUCACAAUAUGCAGUAAAAAAUACUUGAACACUUAUAUGAGCAACAUUUGCUUGAAAGUAAAAAACAAAAUUAUGCUAGAAAGACUUUUGUGUGUUGGAUACAGAAGUAAAUCUUAUAUAACGUCCUUGGUUUAUAUAGAGGUCAAAGUAAAUGGAGUCAGGAACCACGCAGGGAAAAAUGGCUGCUGAGAACAGGUGGUUGCUGAAGGCACUGGUGGGGGUUAACCAUUCAACCUCCUUGGGUUAGCUAUGGUUAAAAUGGAAGGACUGUUAUAAUGGCUGGCUUAUGUAACUGGAAGUGGUUGCCUGUGCCAGGUUUGGCUGUAAUACUAAUAUGCAUUUGUUAAUAAUGUUAUGUAUAUCAGAAUUAGGAAAAAAAAUUGUAACAAGUUGUAAAUCUGUGGUUUUAAAAGAAAAUGUUGUACAAAUCAUUCUCCACAGAAUCAUAUUUAACAUUAAAUUAAGUCAGUAUCCGAGAUGAUGCAGUAUGGCUGUCACAUCAUUGUUUGUGUAAAUAUCAAAUGAUAUUAGACAUGCUACAGUGCCAUGAAAACAGCAUUAUGCUGUGAAUAUAUAUUAUCAAUAUGUCAGGGAAUUAUUAUUGAUAAAUAUCUUGCCAUCAACUCAGUUUUAUUUACUGAAUGAUGAUUAAUUUUUCAUGUACUUUCUGAAUACAUCAGGACAAAUUUUAUCCCAGGACUUGCCAUUUGUGACAAAAGUUUAACAAUUUAUAUAAGAUGUGCAACUAAGUGUCAGCAUUAUACAAUAAGAUAAGACUUGUAUUUAUCAAAAGCAUUUUACUUAAUAUUUUCUAUUUAUAUACAUGUAACUCAGGAUGUUUCAAACCUAAAGUGUAAGUACUGUAGAUUCGUCUACUUUUGUAGUGGCAGGUAAGAAAGAGAAAGAGUUUCCAAGAUGUUCUAAAU